Messenger RNA from Penaeus indicus, 3101 nucleotides. RefSeq lists its product as uncharacterized. Gene Ontology annotation, molecular function: protein binding; cysteine-type endopeptidase activity. Lineage: Eukaryota; Metazoa; Arthropoda; Malacostraca; Decapoda; Penaeidae. Gene Ontology annotation, biological process: proteolysis. The transcript has 8 exons. Bases 141 to 1814 code for a protein of 557 amino acids. The record is from RefSeq and is a predicted model, not a curated record.
UUGUACCCACACGUAUGUCUUGUUAGUGUGAUACCGAUUGAAAAGUUUUGAAUCAUGGCUUGUGGAUCGUAGCAGAUACAAAUAUUUUAUUUUUCCCAGUGUAAAAGUGUGUAAAUCUUUAAUAAAAGUGCGCCACUGUGAUGGAAAACACGGAUUCAGCCAGACGCAUUGAGGAAGAAAGUGGAGGAGCCAUUGCUCUUCCAACGUCACCAAUGCUGAACCCAUGUCCCUGCCCACAACCACAGCAAAUGGGAGAACUGUCAACGGAUAUCCUGCUGGGGAUAUACCAUGGGCAAUCCACGUACCAGAAAUGGCUGGACGAAGGCGGAGACAUCAACGCCAUGCACGCCAUGGGCUACACCUUUGUCUUCAUGGUCUGCGCAGGAGGUCACUCGCUCAUCCUGCAAGACCUCCUGGAGAUGCAGAACCUGCACCUGAACCUAACCAACAGAUGGGGAAUGACCCCACUAAUGGGCGCGGUGAAAUGGGGCCACGAUGAAUGCGCUCGGCUCCUGCUCACCACCAAGCAUUCCUGCCAGUUGGACCUGACCAUCAAGGACAAGGAGGGCCUGACCGCGCUCUCCCUGGCGGCCCGGGAGAAACGCUGGAACAUCAUCCCUCUCCUCCUCAGGCCCCACGUGCGCUACGACGCCCAUACCAUCGACUUCACCCUCUACAGAGUCGUGGACGGAGGCCUGUGGGAAGUGGUCACCACGCUGCUGGAGGAACACGAGAACCUCAGCCAAGAAGCUAUUACCAGGGUCCUCUUUAAGGCUACGAGGGAAAAUAAUGUUCAGGUGGUGAGGAUAAUAGUAGAGAAACACAUCCACCUGUGCAGAUACGAGGACUUGGUUACUGCAAGGAUACUGGCAGAGGACUACAGGUACAUGGAUAUUGAAAGACUUCUCCUGGGAGCAAGGACUCGAAGUCUUGAUUUCCUCAUGAAUCUAAGCAUGGCCAUGGGUCUGCCUCCAGAAAUGAGUCUUCCUGUGACUCAGACCUAUGACAGCAGAAUCAUCUUAGAUAAUCCUCCUGCGAACAUGCCACUGAAUGUCCUGCCUCCAGUGAAUCAGGACGGCUUGCUGACCCUGAACGUGCGGCCCGUGCAGACCCCCGUGCCCCCAGGCCCCGACGUGUACGACACCACAGCCACGCCCCGGGGCCUCGUCCUCAUCCUCAACUACAACAGAUUCCACCACCAGCCUCACAUGACCCGCGAAGGUUCCCACGCCGACAUAGCAAACUUGAAGAACCUGUGCUCCCAGAUGGGCUACGAAGAGCUUGUGUACUGCGACCUUACCAAGAGGCAGACGAUCGCCGCUCUGACGCGCUUCAGGAAUCAGGAGCGCCUGAAGAGCGUUGGGUGCGCUCUCGUGGCCAUCAUGAGCCACGGCAUCGGCACGCACACCUUCUACAGCUCUGACAUGGAGAGCAUCUCGGUCAACGAAGUACAAAAUCUCUUCCUCGACCAACAGUGUCCGAACCUGAGGAACAAACCGAAGAUUUUCCUCUUCAACUUCUGCCGGGGAAUAAACAUUCCGGCGCCGAUGGAGACAGACGCGGUUCGGGAGCCGCCAAGGAAUAUGAUCUGCCUCUACUCCACGACAGAGUCCUUCUUGUCUUACCGCGACAAAGUGCGCGGGUGCCCCUUCAUCAUCGCCAUUUGUGAAGUGCUUGCCAACCACGCGCACGAGAUGGAUCUGGACAACUUGAUACGCGUCUUCCAGGGGAAAUACCUCGCGAACGCGACGCCCGAGAUUCAAAACCUCGGCUUCUAUAAGAGGUUUUUCUUCAAUCCAAUUGGGAGGCGAUGAAAAUGAAAUAAGACGUUAUUUUAACGAGCAAUGUGCAACACACACACACACACACACACACACACACACACACACACACACACACACACACACACACACACACACACACACACACACACACACAUACACACACGGGGUAAAUGUAGUCUGCAGAAGGGUAAUAAAAAAAUUCCGCGGACCAAGAGGAGCCUUCGGGACGGCCAUAAAUGGCUUUUGAGAUGGUCCUAAAUGACCCAGGGGGUGACGAAAAGAACAUGUGAAAUUAUGAUCGUCAUUAAGGUAAAUAUUAUCUGAUAUAGAGAUAGAAAACAGAUUAUUUAUUUAUUUCAUAAUUGCAACAGUUUCAUUUAUAUUGCUAUUGCUAGCAAUACCGCUAAACAAUGCAACUUUACGUACAGGUCCUCGCAAGGGUUAUGGGUCUGAUACGUCUACUUUCAGGCAAAGUCUCCUAAAUAAGUGUUUAUGGGAACGACACGAAGCAAGACUGAUCGAUAAAGGUUACUAGUCCAGUUUACGGUAGAAAUAUGAGCUAUGCAGUAUCCGGGCUAAAUUAAAGUGAUAUUUUUCUUUACAUUUGAGUCUGUCGUGUCAUUAAGCGCAUUCACAAGGGAUAGAAUUAUGAAAUUCACUGUAUUUCAAUUAUUUUUUUCCAAGAGUUAAGAAAAAGACACGUUGCCAAAACUCACACAGUGGGAGAGCGGUAAAUUCAAAAACAUAGAAAUAACCUUGCCAGAAUACUACUAUCAUUAAAUAUAUACAAAUGGCUCAUCAUAUAACUUUACAUGUGUCUAUGCUAUGUAAUUUCGUUGGAUUAGUUUGAUUAGUAAGAGGUAUGAGGAUUGUGUAGAAUCUAUUUUUUUUUUUCAAAUUUAUAGGGCAGUGGUUACGGAUCCCUAUAAAGAAUCAGAUGAAAGCUAUGGACUCCCUUCCCCUGAAAUAGUCACCAUAACACAUGGAAGGUGUAUAGUGGAGAUUAUUUACAGAUAUUUGAUUGUCUCAUACAUAUACAUAUGAGGUACAGAGAGUAUUAUUAGACUUUAAUGUAAACAAUGCUUAUUUGCAUAUUGAUAGAUUUCCAGGGAAUUGUGUUACUACAUGAAGACAUUGAGAUUCUGCCUAUGUCUAGUACACACAUUUAGUGCAUAUAUAUAUAUAUAUAUAUAUAUAUAUAUAUAUAUAUAUAUAUAUAUAUAUAUAUAUAUAUGUGUGUGUGUGUGUGUGUGUGUGUGUGUGUGUGUGUGUGUGUGUGUGUGUGUGUAUGUGUGUAUGUGUGCGUGUGUGUGUGUA